Molecule: messenger RNA, 2723 nt
Organism: Manis pentadactyla (Chinese pangolin)
Lineage: Eukaryota; Metazoa; Chordata; Mammalia; Pholidota; Manidae
Gene: AIRIM
Product: AFG2 interacting ribosome maturation factor
Exons: 6
Coding region: 319-876 (185 amino acids)
Cellular component (GO): cytoplasm; nucleus
Source: RefSeq, a predicted model, not a curated record
GCGACUCGGCAGCCGCGUGGGGACAUGCGCAGAGAGACUGCAGGCUCCUGGUGGCGGCCCUGGGGGCUCUCAAACUUCGAUUGCCUUAGCUUUAGUUUUUUUCCCACAGGUUUAGGGAAAACGACCGGCAGUCUCAAGGAGAAGAGACAGGAUUCCGGCUCCAGAAGCACGGUCUGGAGUCAGGGCUUGGGCCCGGGGAAUCCGCAGUCUGAAACAGGAAACUGCCCUAGCCCCGGACGAGCGUUCUCCGUGGGAUAGUCAGGAAACUUGCCACGGUGGGGAACGGGCCCUGCCUUCCCAGAGGUCCUCUAAAGGAAUAUGACUCAAGACCCACCUUUGCUUGCUGUGCAGGAGGCCCUGAAGAAGUGCUUUCCUGUGGUGGAGGAGCAGCAGGGCUUAUGGCUGAGCACUCUGAGGGACUGUCAACCCCUCCUGGCUUCCCUGGGCAACCUGGCGGAGCAGCUGCAGGCGGCACAUAAUCUGCGAUUCGAGGAUGUGCCGUCACUUCGGGCCUUCCCAGAUUUAAAGGAACGGCUGAGGCGCAAGCAGCUGGAGGCUGGUGAUACUGUCCUGGACAAGUUAGGGGAGAGGCUAAACACCCUUCUCAAGGUGCGUGACACGGUCAGCAGCCAUGUGGAGCGAGUGCUUCAGAUCUAUGAGCAGCACGCAGACACAGUGGGCAUUGAUGCUGUCCUACAAGCUUCGGUUGUGAGUCCCUCUGUGGCUGACAUGCUGGAAUGGUUGCAAGAUAUGGAGAGACAUUAUCGAAAUUCGAAGGUACCUGAAGAGAAAGUACCUCCUGUCCUCCAUCCAGUGGGGAGACUUGGCAAACAUCCAAGCUUUGCCCAAGGCCUGGGACCAGCUUCCGGAAGAUGAACACCAAGAGCUUGUGCAAGGUGCUGAUAUCCUAUUGAAUGUUUCCUUCUUCCUGGAAGAAUAAAGCAGCUGUGUGUUUAUCUGGAGACUAGGGGGAUGCAGUUGAAGACUGGCCUUCUGCAUUCUGGUGUUUCUGAAGGAAUGGCGGUAUUGCGACCUGACACAUUUGCCAACUCAAUGCCUACGGUCUAAGGACUGGCUCUUGGGAGGAUUGUGCUGGAUGCUUCUGAUGCUGGAUGCUGGCUUUUCCCUGCCAGGUCAUGGCUGAGAGCACAUGACCCCCCUCUGAGGUAGAGAGAGUGCAGGAAAGGCAGUGCGGAAGAACACCGGGGGCAGAAGCAGCAGCCACAGAAGUGGUAGGGGAGGCAAGGACAGGGUAGAGAGCGGCACCACCCUCGGCAUCAUCCAGAGCUCUGAGCCUCGUUGAUGCCAGGUCCUAGUUUCGGGUAUUUGUGUCAGUACUGAAUUCCUUCAUGAAAGAAAAAAUGGCUUCAGUGUCUUCAAGAAACAGUACAGGUCUCCCUCAGCUUAUAGUGGGGGCACAUCCCAAUAAACCCACCUUAAGUGGAAAACAAUGUGAGUCAAGAGCAUAUACUACACUGACCUACCAAACAUAGCUCAGCCCAGUCCACCUUAAAUGUGCUCAGAACAUGUACAGUGGGGCAAAUUAGCUUAAGUCUAACAACACAAAGUUUAUUUUAUAAUAAAGUGCUAAAAAGUUUUGAAUAUUUCAUGUCAUUGAAUACUGCACUGAAAGUGAAAAACAGAAUGGGUUUGAUACAGCGUGAUUGUAAGUGAUUUGACUCUUUGUCCCUGGUGUUUCCAUAGUUUCCUUCUCUAGUCCCAUUGCCGUCGUUUACUCUGGAGAUCGUGUGACUGGGAGCUGUGGCUUCCGCUGCCCAGUAUCAGGAGAGGUAGCCUACUGCAUAUCGCUAGCCUGGGAACAGGCCGGAAUUCAAAGAACGCGUAUCAUUAUCGCACCAUGUUUAAGUGGAAAAACUAAGGGACUCCUGAGUGUUUUCUGAUCGCAGUAGCUCCUUGUGAAGACAAUGUCAGCUUCCAGAGCCUACCAGCAGGGGGAGGUGGUGCAGCAUGAAUUAGCCUGAAGGUCCCCGGUGGUGUUGAUGCUGAUGAUCUGAGGACCAGACUGAGUUGGAGAGAUGUAGGUUGUGAUACAGUAAUAAAGGUAUGUAAAAGAAUGGAAUGCCAUGGGAGAAUAGAGGUGACGAUAACUAGGUGCUCAUGGGAACACAUAGUGACAUCUGAGUUAAGCCCUCCGGCUGGUUUUACGGGAGGGCUGGGAGAGGAGUGCAUGGCAUUCCACGCACAGGGGACAGGCUAACAAAGGCAGUGUUCGAGAAGGAGGCAGCCUUCAUGUAUCAGAUGCGUGCUGUGUGCCAGUCAUUGUGCUGUUGCCUUUACCCUGUAGAACUGCCAGGUGUUAAUAGUUAGGUAAUAGCAAGUCUAGACUGAACUAGAGUUCAUAGAGGGGUGGAAGAAUGGCAGGAAAUGCCUCUGUCCCCAGCUGAGCCUUCAGACGAGACCAUAACAGCUUGACUACAACUUCAUGAGGACCUAAGCCAAAGACAACCAGCUAAGCAGUGCCCAGAUUCCUGACCCAUGGAAACAGAUAAUAAAUGUUAGUUUGAAGUCAUUAAGUUUUGGGGUAAUUUGUUCCAUAGCAAUAGGUAACUAAUAGAACAAGCAGAUAAGCUUUUGUGUUUUCUCCCUAAUUUUAUGUGAAUAGUAGCAUACUGUAUACCCAGUGUUGCACAUUGUUUUUUCCACUUGAUGUAUCUUGGAGAUGGUUCUGUAAGAAUACAUAAAAUCCUUUAUUUUUUCUAAAA